AUGUCCGAGUCUUUAAAUCAGUUGGCAAAAUCUGGUGCCUUUCUCAUUCUUCAUGAAAAUUUAGAGCGCUGGGCAUCUUCUUAUCAGACGAACACUUGUGACGAAAAUGUGGCCAUGGGUUGUGAAAUUAUUGAGCUGAAUUCAAGGAUCCAAAACCAGCUUUUCCGCCUUAUAAGCAUUUGUGCUUCAGAAGGUGGGCCUUAUGGGGGUGCAAAUGCAAUCAAACUUCGACUUUUACCACUUCUUGGAUCAGGUAGUGUAUUUUCUGGUCUUGCUGUUGGAAAACAAACAUCAAAUUUUGAUUUGUUUCCAUCUAAGAACUAUGAAUCAGAUAUUUCAAAACAUCCUAGACAAGACAAAUACGAAUUUGAUCUGAUUGAAACACGUAAAGAAAACAAUCGGCUAAGAGAGCAAAUACUUUCAUUGGAAGGGGAAAAUGAACGUCUCAAAACUCAUAUAUAUUAUCCUAAUAAAAACGAGUAUGAUUUUAAUAAAGACAAUUCUGGAUCGCUGAAAAACUUUCCAACUUCAUCAAAAAUGUAUGAAGAAAAAGAUGUUGGACCAUUGUCUUUAUCAGCUCCUUCAGAUCUAACACCGUCUAUGCUAACUGGUGUUAGUCCACUAAGUCCCAAUGAUCCGAUCCAACGAUACAGACAGCACAUUUUGGUAAUGCGUUUUAAUGAAUUAUUUUCAUUGCAUCGAGUUGAAGCAAUGGGUAUUUUAAGGCGUUACAUAGACGAUUAUGAAGCAAGCCAAAAAAUUAUUUUCUAUACAGUUUUGGACUCAUUUCAUGUAGCAAAAUCACAUUUUCGAGCAUUUAAAAAUCGUGUACGUAAACAGAUUGCAGCGAAUAAUUUAAUCACAACAGAAACAUUAGAUGAAUUGGUACAAUCGUACAUUAACAUUCAUGCUAGUCAUUCAGCUGACAUUUCAUUACUUGUUAAAGAUGCAUGUUUAGCUUUGGAACGCCGUGUACCACGUAUUCGCCGACCAUCGCAGAAUCUUGGUUUCGAAGUUAUUAAAGAUUUUCUUUAUGAAACAUGUAAACUUGCCUGGGAAUGUGCUGCUUUGAGUCAUCCGCUUGAAAUUUGUAGACCAGCUUGUGAAAAUGAAUUAAUCGACGAGGCAAAAUAUAGGCGUAGUCAUGAUUCAUCUUACCCAACAUUAUUAAUUCAUCACCACAUAUGGCCAUGUUUAAUGCAAAAUGAGAGGAUUGUUGCUAAAGGAGAAGUAUGCACCAGAGGAAAUUUUAAUUCAUAUGGUUUUGAAAUUAUGUCUUCGGAUAAUCGAAGAGGGAUCGAUCGAUAUCGUGGUCGAAUAUCUUCACGUUCAUGUUCACCAGUACGACCAUCUACUUCGCCUGGUACAAGGAAGCGUCUUCAUUUUAAAAGAUCGCGAAAUUUGAGGAUCAGUUAA
Schistosoma spindalis is the source of this 1416-nucleotide messenger RNA. The record is from the annotation of a GenBank genome assembly. NCBI's taxonomy places the organism in Eukaryota, Metazoa, Platyhelminthes, Trematoda, Strigeidida, Schistosomatidae.